Messenger RNA from Notolabrus celidotus (New Zealand spotty), 1347 nucleotides. Its product is annotated as coagulation factor VII-like. Gene Ontology annotation, cellular component: extracellular region. The record is from RefSeq and is a predicted model, not a curated record. The transcript has 8 exons. Gene Ontology annotation, molecular function: calcium ion binding; serine-type endopeptidase activity. The coding region runs from base 1 to 1347 and encodes 448 amino acids. Gene Ontology annotation, biological process: blood coagulation; proteolysis. Lineage: Eukaryota; Metazoa; Chordata; Actinopteri; Labriformes; Labridae.
AUGUGGCUGAAGGUCUACGUGGUCUCGGUGGUCCUGGUGGUCUCCAGCUGUCCCUCGGUGUCGGUCUUCCUGGAUCCGGACCGGGCUCAUGGCGUGCUGGUCCGGACCCGCAGGUUUAACUCGGGCUGGCUGGAGGAGCUCCAGAUGGGGGACUUGAAGAGGGAGUGUCUGGAGGAGCGGUGUUCAUACGAGGAGGCCCGGGAGGUCUUUGAGCACGACGAGACCACGAACGAGUUCUGGACCACGUACAACGUCCCCAACAGGUGUGAGUCCAGUCCAUGUCUGAACGGUGGGACCUGCUCCCCUCAGGGUUCGUCCUACGCCUGCUUCUGUCCCCUCGAGUUCAGCGGACUGCACUGUGAGCUGGACCACCUGAAGUCCUUGAGCAGCUGCCUGCUGGAGAACGGAGGCUGUGACCACUUCUGUGACGAAGACCCGGGGGGACAGAGACUCAACUGCUCGUGUGCAGACGGAUACUUCCUGGAUGUGGAUGAGCGGAGCUGCGUGGCGAAAGAGUCCAUAGCGUGUGGCAUGGUCCCCGUCCUGCAGGGGGACAGCAGAGCAGACCAGCAGGACUCCCGUGGGCGGAUCGUGGGCGGAUCCGAGUGCCCCAAAGGAGAAUGUCCCUGGCAGGUUCUGCUGGUCUACAAAGGGAAAGGUUUCUGUGGAGGGGUGAUCUUUAGACCCAUGUGGAUCCUCACGGCCUCUCACUGCCUGGAGGACACGGACCUUCAGUUCCUGCAGGUGGUCGCAGGUGAACACAACACGGCCGUGGAUGAGGGUACGGAGCAGACGGUCCAGGUCUCUGAGAUGAUCCUGCACGAGGACUACGUGAAGCUCAACGCCGACAGCGACAUCGCCCUCCUCCGCCUGGCGUCCCCGAUCGUCUACACCACGUACGCAGUCCCGGUCUGCAUGCCGACCCGGUCUCUGGCCGAGCGCGAGCUGUGGGCGGUCCGCCUGCACACGGUGAGCGGCUGGGGACGCAGGGACGAGAACGGACCCACCUCCACCCACCUGAGGCGUCUGAGGGUCCCGAGGAUCCGGACCCAGCAGUGCGUGGAGGAGAGCGGCGUGGUCCUCACCGAGAACAUGUUCUGUGCCGGGUACAUCGAAGGCCGGCAGGACUCCUGCAAGGGGGACAGCGGCGGACCGCUGGUCACCAAGUACAGGAAGACGGUCUUCCUGCUGGGCAUCGUGAGCUGGGGGAAGGGCUGCGCUAGACCUGGGAACUACGGGAUCUACACCCGGGUCUCCAACUACCUGGACUGGAUCCACAACCGGACCGCUACACCUGGUCUGAGGACCGACGGCAACGAGGGAUCGAUACACAACAUGACCACCUGA